Molecule: messenger RNA, 2178 nt
Organism: Naumovozyma castellii
Lineage: Eukaryota; Fungi; Ascomycota; Saccharomycetes; Saccharomycetales; Saccharomycetaceae
Gene: FCP1
Product: protein serine/threonine phosphatase
Exons: 1
Coding region: 1-2178 (725 amino acids)
Source: RefSeq, a predicted model, not a curated record
AUGUCUACUCAAAUACUGGCCCCCAUAGGCCUGCCCUACCCAAUAACAAUAGACCAACUAAUAACUCACGUAGGUGAUGAAGUUCAAAAGGGCGACCGUCUCCUAGCAUAUAAAUUCUGGUUCGUCGUGGACGUCGCCUCAUCACCUGAUGACAACGACGUUUCUUCACCUCCUACAGCAGGCAAGAAAUCCAUUAGGGAAUCCAUCGAAUUUUUCGAGUCCCCCUACAAGGGACAAUUAAUCUCUUGGAAUGUCGACAUUGGGGAUGAAAUUGCCUCCCCCAAUCAAGUUUUGGCGGAAAUCAUAAGGCCUUGCAACCAUGAUGUCGUGUACGGUGGACUUUGUACUUUGUGCGGUGAAGAAGUCGAUGAGGAUGACAAUGAUGCCUCGGGCUCUGGUGCCAACUUGACCAUUUCUCAUACAGAUACAAAUUUGAAAAUAAGUACCAGAGAGGCAUUGGAUAUUGGUCUCAAUGUAAGGACAAGGUUAAGAAAGGAGAAAAAGUUAGUCUUAGUGGUGGAUUUGGAUCAAACGGUUAUCCAUUGUGGUGUAGAUCCUACCAUCGGUGAAUGGAAGAAUGACCCAAAAAAUCCAAAUUUUGAAACUUUAAAGGACGUAAAACAAUUUUCCCUGGAAGAGGAACCUAUAUUACCUACGUUAUAUAUGGGCCCUAAACCACCUUUAAGGAAAUGUUGGUACUAUGUGAAAGUAAGGCCAGGCUUAAAGGAAUUCUUGGAGAAAAUUGCUCCAUUGUUUGAAAUGCAUAUAUAUACAAUGGCUACAAGAGCAUACGCAUCAGAAAUUGCUAAAAUCAUUGAUCCCAAUGGUGAUCUCUUUGGAGACAGAAUUUUAUCGCGUGAUGAGAAUGGGUCUAUGACCACGAAAUCAUUAGAGAGAUUGUUCCCCACGGAUCAGUCAAUGGUAAUUGUCAUUGAUGAUAGAGGAGAUGUUUGGAAUUGGUCACCUAAUUUAAUUAAAGUGGUUCCAUAUAAUUUUUUCGUUGGUGUUGGUGACAUUAAUUCAAAUUUCUUACCUAAACAACAGGCAACUAUGUUACAAUUGGGAAGACGUUCACGUGAGAAAAGUAAAGAUACUGAAGAUUUAUUAAUUGACAUAAUGGACUCUGAGAAAAAAUUGAAGGAGAAAAUUGACCAAGAAGUGAAACGUCAAGAAGAAGAAUUAAGUCAUCAAUCAGCUACCACGGAGGAGCCUCCUACAUCAGCUGGAGAGAACAAGGAAGAAAUAUCGAAAAAGAUUGAAUAUUCUGCCUCACUUGAAGUCCAACAGCAAAAUAGACCACUAGCUGCGUUGCAAAAACAUUUCCAUGACCAACGAUUACUCAUAGAUGACGACGACGAACUAUAUCAUUUGAAGGAUACUCUAGUAAGAAUACAUGAUAAAUAUUAUAAUGUCCUAAAAAAGGAUGGUGAAUUAAAAGCAGAUAUCAAAUUAAUAAUGCCAGCUAUGAAACAGAAUGUACUAGACAACUGCAGAUUUGUGUUUUCUGGGUUGAUCCCUCUGGGAACAGAUAUUCAAAGGGCAGAUAUUGUCAUAUGGACAAACACGUUCGGGGCAAUAUCAACUUCUGAUAUUGAUGAAAAGACAACUCAUGUGAUUACAAAGACACCUGGAACAUAUAAGGCAAGAUUGGCCAAAUCGUUUAAUCCUAAAAUCAAGAUUCUUCAUCCAGAUUGGGUUUUCGAAUGUUUAACGUCAUGGAAGCAUGUUGAUGAAAAACCUUAUGAACUGAUAGUCGAACAACCCGUGUCAGAAACAGAGUUGGAAGAAUUCAAGAAGAAACUUGCGAAACGUCAAUUAUUAGCAACCGCAAAUGAAAAUCUUUCUCCAGCAAAUGGCACUAAUAGUGCAGAAUUAGAAUUGUUUUCUGGCGGAAUGUCAUGGCUGGACGACGAUGAAGGUGAUAUCCUAGACUCCGAUGAGGAGGAGGAGGAGGAUGCUGAGGAAGAAGAUGAGGAACAGGAAGAUGGUGAAGGUCAAAAUAAUAAAGAGGAAAACAUGACAAAUGGUAAAAACACCAGAGGCCCAACAAAGCGAUUACAUAGUGACUAUAAUGAGGAAGCAAUAGAAGCCAAGAAAGUUCGUCCUAGUAAGGAGGAAGAGGAAGAAGAAAGUGACUCAGAUCUCGAGGAUGAACUGAUGAAUAUGCUUGACAGUUGA